CUUGGCUAUCAUUGAUUUCUGCGAUCCUGCAAGUCAAAGGACGGAAAGUUCGAAAUGUAGCAGACUCAAAACCUCAGCAAUGAUCCUAGCGUCGGCUAAAUUGGACUUGCCUACCUAGAUUAGUCUACCAGUUGGUCAAGAUCAAAUGGCAGAAGAGAGAAACACACCCACUUCUCGUCGAAACUUUGUAUUUGUGCCCGUCACGAACCCGGGAGAGCGAGCAGACGCACAAACUCGUCAUUUAAUUCGCAGUCACCCACAGCUCGAACAUAAUCGUCUAUAUCCGCGUACUUCUCCACGUAGAAAGAAUAUCAUUGAGUUGGAUGUCACACCAUUGCUCGAGAACAGCCAGACCUUGGUUUCGCCACGUGGUGCGCAUACACCGAGCUCCGAUGUAAGAGCUUCUACCCAGCUCUUACGACAAGACGAUGAGGAUGGCCGAAAUCAGCUAAUACCGAGUCUCGUUACCGCACUGAGUGCUCAUCGAUUUGAUCCGUUUGUUUCGUUUGAUAUUGGACUGAGCUAUAGAUCGCAUCAGCUCUGGGAUCACGCCUAUGACGGAACAUGCCCCAAAUUUCGUGCACUCAAUACCAUCGGUUUCCUUAGCAUUGCUCGAGAAACCAUUGCAAUUUCCCAAAUGCUAGCUUCAUCAGCCUGGCAUCUCGUACACUAUCUCCGAUCCGACAACGAUCGAGGGGAGGACGUGAGAUAUUCCUUGAUUACAACGCAGUCUCUUCAACAAAAACUUGAUAAUCCGCUCACAUGUACGACCGAUGAAGUUGUUAUUACUGUUUUGGCUAUGGCGGCGUACGCUAACUUAAUUGGAAAUAUCAGUUUAUUCAAAGUCCAUGCUGAUGGGCUGUCUGAGAUAAUACGCUUGCGUGGCGGCGAGGAUAGUCUGACGUUACCAUCUCUUCGAUUGGCCCUAUUUUGGAUAGAUGUAAACGGGUGUUUCCGAGCUGACUCUUCUCCUCGCUUUCCUCCACCCUACCCGCAACUAGCAGCACAAAGCAAUCUACCAACCCUCACCAUGCCUUUGGAACAAAGAGAACUUUCCUCAGAGCAUAUAUUUACUUCGAUAACAGAGAGCCGAGUAGUGACCUUUAUUCUAUGCAAACUGCACGAGAUCACCACUAUUGCUCAUCAUCAUGACACUCACCGUGCCCAUUUCGCAAUCUUCAGCCUCUCUCCCAUGAUGCAUGCCUUUUUCUCUCUGCCCCGUGCAGCUGUACAUGACGAGUUACACUUGCGACAACGAGAAAGCGUGCGUCUCGCGGGAAUAUUAUUCCUGCUUAACCUGCGAUAUCGGUUUGACGACGAGCUGGAAUCGGGUUUGAUCUACGGACUGAAACUUCAAGACAUGUUUCAGAAGUCUGGUAUUAUAUCUGAAUGGAUCAAGGAAAGUCAUAGCUCAGACGCAAGAAUAUUGCUUCUAUGGAUAUCUACGGUUGCUGCUUGUUCGCCAUGUAUCUCAGAAACAUUGCGGACCUCCUUUGUGAAUUGUCUUUCACGAGUCAUUGCACUCAUGGGUAUAUCAACCUUUGAAGCUUUCGAGACGUUGAUCAAGGAAUUUUUAUGGUGCGAGGAAGCUUUUGGUUCUGAGUUGCGUCAUUUGAAUAGAUACUCACUAUUUGACUCAUAAACAAGUAAAAAUUAUCAACUAUUUAUACUCUGCUUCGCUC
Messenger RNA from Talaromyces proteolyticus, 1682 nucleotides. RefSeq lists its product as uncharacterized. The record is from RefSeq and is a predicted model, not a curated record. The coding region runs from base 146 to 1642 and encodes 498 amino acids. Lineage: Eukaryota; Fungi; Ascomycota; Eurotiomycetes; Eurotiales; Trichocomaceae. The transcript is spliced from 4 exons.